Leucoraja erinaceus (little skate) is the source of this 1560-nucleotide messenger RNA. RefSeq names its product LIM homeobox transcription factor 1, alpha-like (gene lmx1al). The record is from RefSeq and is a predicted model, not a curated record. The transcript is spliced from 8 exons. Lineage: Eukaryota; Metazoa; Chordata; Chondrichthyes; Rajiformes; Rajidae. Bases 19 to 1296 code for a protein of 425 amino acids. Gene Ontology annotation, cellular component: nucleus. Gene Ontology annotation, biological process: neuron differentiation; regulation of transcription by RNA polymerase II. Gene Ontology annotation, molecular function: RNA polymerase II transcription regulatory region sequence-specific DNA binding; DNA-binding transcription factor activity, RNA polymerase II-specific.
GUAAAAGCACCAGGCAACAUGAAAACAGAAGAGACACCCACAUGUUUGAAGCAAACUGCACCUUCUUUGGAAACUGACUGUGAGCAGAAACCGGGGCUGGCGUGUGCGGGCUGCAACGUUGCCAUCACAGACCGCUUUCUCCUGCGAGUCAACGAGAGGUCCUGGCAUGAAGGAUGCUUGAAUUGCGCGGCGUGUCUGCAGCCGCUCUACGGUACCUGCUUCUGCCGCAACAAGCUGCUGUACUGCCGGCGAGACUACGAAAAGUGCUUUGUUGCCCGGUGCAGCGGGUGUGACGGGGCGGUGGGCCGCUCCGAACUGGUGCUGCGUGUUCUGGGCCAGGUCUACCACGUGGAGUGCUUGCGCUGCUGCGAGUGUGAGCGGCCCCUGCGCCGGGGCGACGAGUUUGUGCUGAAGGAGGGGCAGCUGCUGUGUCGCGGCGACUACGAGAGGGAGCGGCGGAUGCUGAGCGGCAUCAGCCCCGGACACAGCGAGUCAGUGAAAAGCGAAGAUGAGGGCGAGGGGCAUCGGGGGCUGCCCGUGGACAAGGGCGAUGGGAAGAGCAGAGCGCACAAGAGGUCCAAGCGCCCACGGACCAUCCUCACCACCCAGCAGCGACGGGCCUUCAAGGCUUCCUUCGAGGUGUCAUCCAAACCCUGCAGGAAGGUCAGGGAGACCCUGGCGGCAGAAACAGGACUCACGGUACGGGUUGUACAAGUUUGGUUUCAAAACCAAAGAGCCAAGAUGAAGAAGCUUGCACGAAGGCAGCAGCAGCAGCAGCAGCAGCAGCAGCGGCAACAGGAUCAGGAUCAGGAGCAUCUGAACUACCAGCGCGGGGGCUCCAAACGCCAUGGCAACCGAGUACCGAGACACGGCCACCAUGACAGUGAAGGUGAGCAAGCUUCAUUUGGAGUGCGGGAGGAAACCAGGGCACCCGGAGAAAACCCACACGGUCACGGGGAGAACGCACAAACUCCACACAGGCAGCACAGCACCCCAGGACUGGAGAGGAUGAUGCCCCCCUAUUCCUCUCUGCAACACCAGCAGCUGAGGCCAGUGGAUCAGAGCUGUUACAGCACGGACCACUUCAGACGGGGGCUCACUCCACCACACGUGCCGGGGGUCCACGUGCAGCCUCAUGGUUCGGAGGCAGUCUUCCCUGGCAUGCAACGGGAUGGUUCUCUCGGUCACCUGCGCGAAUGUCUCCUGGCUCCACCCGAAUCCAACCUGCUGCCUGCUCGAGUGGCAAACCCCAUCGACCGCCUGUACUCCAUGCAGGACUCCUACUUCACCUCCUGAUCAGCGGCAAUCCAGCCACGACCUCUUGCCGUCUUGUGUAGGAAGGAACUGCAGAUGCUGGUUUACACCACACACUAAAAAGCUGGAGUAACUCAGCGGGACAGGCAGCAUCUCCGGAGAGAAGGAAUGGGCGGCGAUUUGGGUCUGAAGAAGGGACUGGACCCGAAGCGUCACAAAUUCCUUCUCUCCAGAGAUGCUGCCUGUUCCGCUGAGUUUAAAUCCAGCAUUUUGUGUCUAUUCGUGGCUUCGUGACAAGUGUCUGGG